Molecule: messenger RNA, 1411 nt
Organism: Cicer arietinum (chickpea)
Lineage: Eukaryota; Viridiplantae; Streptophyta; Magnoliopsida; Fabales; Fabaceae
Product: squamosa promoter-binding-like protein 9
Cellular component (GO): nucleus
Molecular function (GO): DNA binding
Source: RefSeq, a predicted model, not a curated record
CCAUUGUCACUUCUUUCUUUUUCACAAUCCUUUUAUGUAAAAAAUAAAUACCCAUUUUUCAAUUCAUCUCAUUAUACUCAAAUAUUAAAAUAAACUACUCUACUUUAAUUAGCUCCUAGUAACAUAGUUGUAAUAAUUAACUUAGUGUCACCAAUGAGUUCCCCUUCUUCACCACCUAGCUCCUCCAAUGAGUUUCUUGAUGGGUUGAAAUUUGGUCAAAAAGUAUACUUUGAAGCAAAACCAAAUGGUGGGUCAUCUUCAUCUUCAGGGAUAACAACAAAGAAGGGAAAUCAACAACCACCUAGGUGUCAAGUUGAAGGCUGUAAAGUAGAUCUAAGUGGUGCUAAGGCUUAUUAUUCUAGACACAAAGUUUGUUGCAUGCAUUCAAAAUCUCCAAUUGUUGUUGUCUCUGGUUUGGAACAGAGGUUUUGCCAACAGUGUAGCAGGUUUCAUCAGCUUCCUGAAUUUGAUCAAGGAAAAAGAAGCUGCCGCAGGCGACUGGCUGACCAUAAUGAAAGGCGAAGAAAGCCACAUCCAACUUCCUUGUUAACCUCGCAUUUUACCAAACUCUCUCCAUCUACUUUUGAUAACAAUAACAAAGGCAAUGAUUUUAUGAUGGAAUGUGCUUCAUAUCCGAAGUUUUCUUCAAGUAAUGCAUUGGCAACUCAGACAUCAUAUGAGCCAGUUUGUCGUGAUCGAACCACACCGUUUACCUGGCAGAAUAACACGGAGCCACCAUCUGAUUUUUUCCAGCAAGGUUCGGUUGGUGGAACAAAUUUCCUCAGUCCUAGACAUCCUCCAAUGGAAAGCUACAAUGAAGUUGCCGACUCAAGCUGUGCUCUCUCUCUUCUGUCAAACCACACAUGGGAUUCUCGAAACACAACGCCGAGUGUUGAGAUGAACAACUUGUUGAGUUUCAAUGAGACGCUCAUGUCACAAUCUUCUCAAGGUGCAGCCAGUUAUCAACUUUCAAAUGCUUCUUGGUUUUUGAAGGGAAUUGAUUCCGGUAACUGUUCGGCCGAGGAUGUACCUGAUCUUGAGCUUGGUCAAAAUUCACAUACUCUUCAUAGUAAUCUUCCUGGUGAGCUUGAUGUGUCACAAGACAAGAGGCAUUACUGGUCACUUUAAAAAUUUGAUCAAUUACUUUGGUGGUUAUUUUAAGAAAUUUAGGUGGCAUUGAAUAAUUAAUAUCCUAAUUCCUUUGGAUGUGGAACUUGAAUUUCUUGGUUUUUUUUGUUUGAACUUUUGAGCAAGGAGGUUUUGGGAGGAAGACUUGUUAAUUUUGUGGAACUUUGAGGCAUUAUUGUUUUGGUCUAUUGAACAUGUAAACAAUGUUGGUUGCUUUCUUUUAAUUUGUGAAACUUUUAGACAUGGAUUAUUUAUUUUGAGAUUGGGUAUGAAUAUUAUUUUC